CGCAGCUUCGGGUUGCCUGAUGAAAUGAACAUUGAAGCUUCCCUCUACAAACAUCACCAAAUCCACCAAAUCCACCAAGCUCUACUCUAUACCCAUUCCUCCUCCAGAUACCUUAUAAAACUCAUUACUUCCGCAAUAGACCACAUAUAAAAUUCAACAUGACGUCAAUAGGAACAGGCUACGAUCUCGCCAACUCCAUCUUCUCCCCCGACGGACGAAAUUUCCAAGUCGAAUACGCAGUCAAGGCAGUAGAAAAUGGCGGCACAUCCAUCGGUAUCCGAUGCAAGGACGGUGUAGUCCUAGCGGUCGAGAAGGUCGUCACUUCUAAGCUACUAAAGCCCGGCGCAAACAAGCGAAUUGCGACUAUUGACAGACAUUUGGGUGCUGUUUACUCCGGCAUGGUACCAGAUGGCCACCACUUCGUAGACCGAGCCCGGGACGAGGCGCGCGCUUGGCGUGAGACUUUCAAGACACCUAUUUCGACGUCCGAUCUAGCGAGCCGUAUGGGCGGUUACCUACAAGCCUACACUCUCUACCAAUCUGUCCGUCCAUUUGGCAUCACGGCCAUCAUAGGCGGUUUCGACUCGGAGCUCGAAGCACCCGUCGACGGAGAAGUGGGCUCCGGCCCUUCUGUCGGUGCGGGCGGCAAGGUAGAAGGCAAAAAGCACGGUGGCCCCGGUCUAUACAUGAUCGAGCCGAGCGGCAUGUACUGGGGAUACUACGGCGCGGCAACAGGCAAGGGCCGACAAGCAGCCAAAGCAGAACUCGAGAAGCUGAAUCUAGCCGAGGGGACACUAGACCUUAAGCAGGCGGUGAAGGAGGCGGCACGAAUCAUCUACGUCGCGCAGCAAGAUAACAAGGACAAAGAGUUUGAGCUAGAGAUGAGCUGGAUCAGCGGCGUCGACGGACCCACUAAGGGCCGGCACCAGGAUGUGCCCAAGGACCUCCUCGAGGAGGCCGAGCGCUUAGCGAAGAAGGCUAUCUCGGAAGAUGACGAGGAGGAGGAGGAGAAGGAAGAUGAUAAGAUGGAGGAAUAAGAGAAAGUAUUUUGACCUUCCGUUGGGAGAAAGGAGUUUGUACUUGUACAGCAAACAGCAAACGUGGCGAUACGCUCGGGAUAGGGCGACGGUCAUAGACGAAUUUUAUCUAAGAGCCAUGGUUCCCAAUUGAGAAACGCUUUGAUGCUGGGUAUUUGCCUCCUAUCUCAAUUGGAGUGGAUUUGGUGUUCUCAGCCACAUGAAAUAAAGGUCGUGAUAGUACCAAGGUAUGUUUUAUCGGUCGUGUCUUUCUCACAGACGUGUCUCCAUUGAUUUUCUUAGACUUGUGAGCUAUCCCAGUAUCGUAUUAAAACCCCGCUACUUAAAUGAUAACUACCCUCGCCCCGGAGCAGAAAACCCCUGUGAAAGUAGAAGACAAACGCAGAUUCAGAUCAUUGUGCUGGAAUUACUACCUUACGAAGAUAUAACGGAGACAUCACGCCGCGAGUCGUUACCACGGACGCCGAUAUCCAACCACCUACCCUCUAAAUACGUAAAGUAAAGCGUCACAGCAUCUCCCCAUGCCAACCAUCCGGCACUCAUCCAUUGACCAUCCAAACCACUAGGCCAAUUCCUCGGAAGAGAACGUCCAGGUAUCAUCGCCUGUGUUCAAAAGUCGCCAGUGCCCCUUCAGUUCCAACUUCUCACCCUGCAACGAC
This is a messenger RNA of Hypoxylon trugodes, 1696 nucleotides long. RefSeq names its product nucleophile aminohydrolase. Gene Ontology annotation, biological process: ubiquitin-dependent protein catabolic process. Gene Ontology annotation, cellular component: nucleus; proteasome core complex; proteasome core complex, alpha-subunit complex. Lineage: Eukaryota; Fungi; Ascomycota; Sordariomycetes; Xylariales; Hypoxylaceae. The record is from RefSeq and is a predicted model, not a curated record. The transcript is spliced from 3 exons. The coding region runs from base 159 to 1037 and encodes 292 amino acids.